Molecule: messenger RNA, 1732 nt
Organism: Vigna angularis (adzuki bean)
Lineage: Eukaryota; Viridiplantae; Streptophyta; Magnoliopsida; Fabales; Fabaceae
Product: leucine-rich repeat extensin-like protein 2
Exons: 17
Coding region: 60-1502 (480 amino acids)
Source: RefSeq, a predicted model, not a curated record
CUUCAUGCACCUAAGUCCCAACGAAACGUAAAUUGGUUUAUCAUAACGAAAACCUAAUCAUGGAGAGAAUGAGAGUCAUACUAAUCACUGCAUUAUUGUUCAUAAGCGUGGUGGUUGCAGAACAUUCUGGUGGUGGUAAAGCCAUCAAUCCUAUAGAAGAUGCUGCAACCGAUGAAAGCACUAAUCUUGCUAAGGACGUUGGUAUGAGCUUGGCCAUUGAUCAAAUACUUAAUGGACAAACUCAAGCGUACGAGUUUCCGCGGUUUAAGAGGUUUGUGACACAUUGCGGCUCACAUGUUGCUGAAACAUGCAGUGGAAAUAGUCCAAUGCAUCAUGGCGGUGGUGGAAUCGGUGGCCAAUUUGGGUUGUCUCAAUGUCUUUUUGAUUCCAUGCAAGCAUGCUUGGUAGACCACAAGGCCUCACUUUAUCAAACAACUUCUUCCGAUAACCCUAAACAGUCAAUUCAAUAUUUGCCAGUGCUCUUUGAGACUGUAAAGUUUCAAACCGUCUUGAGAACCUGCUCCCGUGUCACUGCACAAAUUUGUUUCACUGGUUCUAACGUUGAUGCAUCCGCUUUAUCAGCUUGUCUUCUACCAUCUUUGAAUCGCUGUGUGUAUCCUAUGCAACGACGACCACCACCGCUCUCUAAGAUUUAUUCUACUCAAAUUACGUCUGAUCAAGAGCCACCACCACCCCCCACGAUUUUUGGUGCAGAUUCUACUCGAACUACGCCUGAUCAAGAGCCACCACCGCCCCCCACGAUUUAUUCUGCUCAAAUUACGCCUGAUCAAGAGCCACCACCACCCCCAACGAUUUUUGGUGCAGAUUCUACUCGAACUACGCCUGAUCAAGAGCCACCACCGCCCCCCACGAUUUAUUCUGCUCAAAUUACGCCUGAUCAAGAGCCACCACCACCCCCAACGAUUUUUGGUGCAGAUUCUACUCGAACUACGCCUGAUCAAGAGCCACCACCGCCCCCCACGAUUUUUGGUGCAGAUUCUACUCGAACUACGCCUGAUCAAGAGCCACCACCGCCCCCCACGAUUUAUUCUGCUCAAAUUACGCCUGAUCAAGAGCCACCACCACCUCCAACGAUUUUUGGUGCAGAUUCUACUCGAACUACGCCUGAUCAAGAGCCACCACCGCCCCCCACGAUUUAUUCUGCUCAAAUUACGCCUGAUCAAGAGCCACCACCACCCCCAACGAUUUUUGGUGCAGAUUCUACUCGAACUACGCCUGAUCAAGAGCCACCACCGCCCCCCACGAUUUUUGGUGCAGAUUCUACUCGAACUACGCCUGAUCAAGAGCCACCACCGCCCCCCACGAUUUAUUCUGCUCAAAUUACGCCUGAUCAAGAGCCACCACCACCCCCAACGAUUUAUUCUGCUCAAAUUACGCCUGAUCAAGAGCCACCACCACCCCCAACGAUUUAUACUACUAAAAUUACGCCUGAUCAAGAGCGACCACCAAUACCACCGACUAUGGGCCACGUCUUCGGAUGAUACAAGGAAGUAAUUGCGUUGCAUAUUAUAAUAUAACAGAACAAUAAUUGCAAUACAUUAAUGAUUAUCCUAUAUAUGUAAUGAAUAAUCUCUUAUCUCUGCAAACAUUGUUCCUACUAUAUGGUGUAGGAUCUUAUGUACUUUCUGUUCUAAUUAGCUAUAUCAUUGCAUGUCAUGUAUAAGAAUAUCAUUCAAGAAUGCUAUGAUACAUGGUAAUAACGUUUCUACAA